This is a messenger RNA of Cutaneotrichosporon oleaginosum, 945 nucleotides long. RefSeq lists its product as uncharacterized. Gene Ontology annotation, molecular function: RNA binding; single-stranded DNA binding; sequence-specific DNA binding. Lineage: Eukaryota; Fungi; Basidiomycota; Tremellomycetes; Trichosporonales; Trichosporonaceae. Gene Ontology annotation, cellular component: nucleus; cytoplasm. Gene Ontology annotation, biological process: RNA metabolic process. The record is from RefSeq and is a predicted model, not a curated record.
GGAAUGACCUCCACCCACCUGUCCGCUGGAGAUAUCGCAAUCUCCGUGAUCCCCUUCGAAAUCCUCUGACCUCACCACUGGCUCUGUGCUCGCUCAAUCAAGCCUCAACUUUCCUUCAUCACCAUGGCCGCCACAUCAUCAGUCGAGGAGACUCUCACGGCCGCCAUUGCCCAGCUCGAGUCCGAAGCUACGCUCAAGAAGUCCAUCCGCGAGGCUGCUGAACCGGUGGAGGACAUUGUGCGCCAGGCCACCGCGGAGUUGAACCGCUUGCAUUCGUCUGCCGCCUCACAGCACGAGGCCAUCGCUACCAAAGCACUCGAGACCAUCGCUGGCGCGCACUCGCACUGGGUCAACAUCGCCGCCCUCAUCCCGAAGGGUGAGUUCUACCGCUACCAAUUUGCCGUCGCACCCAUGUUCCGCAGCCUCGUGACAAGUAUCGCACUCGCGCGCUUCGUGCUUCGCGACGAGCUCGUGCCCAAGUUCACCGCCGCCACACUCAUGGGCCUCCAGGGCGAGACCGUUGGCGAGCUCGAGGUUACUUCAGACGACUACCUUCAAGGCGUUAUCGGCAUGGUUAACGAGCUGCCGCGCUUGUCUGUCAACUCGGUCACUGCGCAGAACUUUGCGCUCCCUAGCCGCAUUGCUGCUUUCGUCAACGAUAUCUUUGCCAGCUACUCCAUGCUCAACCUCCGCAACGACCAGCUGCGCCGCAAGUUUGACUCGCUCAAGUACGACCUGAAGCGCUGCGAGGACGUCGUGUACGACCUCACACUGCGUGGCCUUGCUCCCGCUCCCUCGGCAUAGACAGAUGUGCACCUCGGCUUGGAUAUUAUGCAUUGGACGUGUACGCGUAUAGAUGUAUGUAAACAAAGCACACAUUUGGUUCCGCUGCCACUUUGCGGGGAUACAGAAUUGUAAUGGGUGGCGUGUAUAGAUUGUGCUUUG